Molecule: messenger RNA, 1596 nt
Organism: Cladophialophora psammophila CBS 110553
Lineage: Eukaryota; Fungi; Ascomycota; Eurotiomycetes; Chaetothyriales; Herpotrichiellaceae
Exons: 2
Coding region: 1-1596 (531 amino acids)
Source: RefSeq, a predicted model, not a curated record
AUGCAGGUCAGUAGGUAUGACAUCUCAAGUUCGGUCCGUCAAUGCCAACCCCAGGCCAGUUACCUUCACUCGCUCCAGCAAAAAGUCCAAAGCCUUCGGCUAGAGAUACAGCAGGCUACUGAUCCAACAAGCCUCGCCUCGACCGCGACCGCGACCGCUUACCAGGCCGAUGUGGUCCCUUUCUCUAGAGAGGGUUAUCACUUGCAGGUGGCCGACCCUGACGACCUCCCGACUCCUUCAGACACUGCUUAUCUGGGUCCUGGGAGCUCAGCUCGACUCGUUCAACGCUUCUUGACGACCUCGGCCAAUUGGCACAUCACCAACAACAUUCAGAUCCCAAGGCAUCUACUUCCGAACGGUCAAUCCCACUUGACCGGGCUUCAAGAGCCUCGAGUCGUAGUGCCUUCUUUUCCCAUCACCAAUGAACUGCGAAAGGUAGAGCUGCAUUCUCUGGUGCCGCCUUCAACACAACGAGCAAUCAUUGAGCAUUACUUGAAAAUUGUGGCCCCGGAAUACACCUUGCUUCCUGUCGAACAAGAGACCGCCUUGUUGAUACAUGAGAAUCCUCUAAAAUGGAUCAGCUCGAACAGGGACCAUCCUGCGGCAUCUUCGUUGACCAUCGUGUUUGCCAUCUCCACCGCACUCAUCACUCGGGAUCUUGACUCCAACCUGGCGAAUGUCUCCUUGCGAAACAAAGAGGAUAUCCAAAAACUAUCUCUCGGCGAUGCGGCGAGUCAGGCCCCCCCGAUCGCGACCAGUUGGACCUGCGCCGCUUUAUGUGCCCUCGCCUUGAUCGAGUUAAUCUGUCCAACAUCUGGCCAACUUUGGGACCUCCUGGGGAGAGCCGCAUCGACGAUGCAAGACCUGCAGGAAGGUUGUCUGCUUCGACGCUCGGAUCUAGACGCGGAUUUGCGAAGACUGGAGCGUGCCCUGCUCAAACUAGAGAGCUUGGCUACGAUGCAUUUUGGACGUCCUUCGUUAUUCUUCGACACUCAGAUACAGCUCCAUCUCGAAGACCUCCCCACGCCGAAUUUGCUUUCAGACGAGCUCUACAUCGCAAGUUGUCUGCACAGCAUUGCGCGUGCGCUGACGACCGUGCCUGUCCCAACCGAAACGUUUCUCGAGGCUCUAAUCCCCUAUCCUCUCCAAGUCAAGUCCCUUGGCUCUGAGAUUGAUUUGUCUUCGGCAACGCUCUACACAGCUUUAAAUCCACUUUUCACCGACCCGGACAGGUUCGCUGGGGUUGGCAUCCUGAACAUGGCAUCCCCAAGAGUGGUUCACGUAAUUGCCAAAUCCGCCUCUGUCAUCAUUGAUCACUUCACUCUGCUCAACGAAAAAAAUUCGAUCAUCAGCAUUUGGCUGGCUGCUGAGCGAGUUCUCGAGGCCGGUACCGUGUGGGCGGCCAGUCUAGUCCACCAACAACGUUGGGCAGGCCCAAGACCACAACAUCUCUCUGCCACAGGGACUGAUGUGGCCCUGAGUCCAAUUGUCAAGGUAUCCAGUCUUCUGGCUUCAUUUGCAGCGCGGUGGAAGGCCGGGUCCGUAUACGUGAGUACCUGGGAAAUCGUGGUUGAAUCCCUUUGGAAAAUGGUGUGA